Messenger RNA from Panicum virgatum (switchgrass), 632 nucleotides. RefSeq lists its product as uncharacterized. The transcript has 2 exons. Lineage: Eukaryota; Viridiplantae; Streptophyta; Magnoliopsida; Poales; Poaceae. Bases 106 to 381 code for a protein of 91 amino acids. The record is from RefSeq and is a predicted model, not a curated record.
UAGCGUGGCGCCUCGCUCUAGUCUUCUUCCCCCGACGGCUACCAAUUCCCAACCCAAACCCUCUCGUUUCCAGUGGUGCGGCGAGGCAAACACGGCGGCGGAAGGAUGGCGAAGGGAGGCGGUGGCAGCGGGCUGAUCUGGGCGACGGCGGAGGAUCUGGCGCGGAACCGGCCGGUGGUGCUGUCGCUGUACAGGCAGAUCCUGCGGGCGCUGAACUCGCCGGAGCUGCCGCUGGGGUACGCGGCGCGGAUGGCGAAGAAGGCGGAGUGCCGCGCCAUCUUCCUCUUCGGCGCCGAGGAGAGGUCGCUCCACAACAUCAGGGACCUACUCGACGCCGCGCGCCACACACUCGGCCUCCUCAACCGCGGCCGCCUCCCGUAGAGCGGAACGAAGAGUCUCGCGAGUCGCUGUUCCCAAUCCCCAUGGGUACAUGGUUUUGGAGGGAUGAGCAAAUUUUUAGCAUUCAGGAACUAGCAUGCAUUUGCAUUGCCCAAAUGACAAACAUGUUACACUAACACCACUGUUGUUGGCAGUUGUUUAGAUCUUUCCUUCUGUGAAAUCGACUAUAAGUAUACAGGCUAUGAUGUUUACACAGCACAAAUUUACGGCCCAACAUGACUUGAAUUGAUCAA